Messenger RNA from Sorex fumeus (smoky shrew), 5969 nucleotides. It is a transcript of the gene IL1RAPL1, whose product is annotated as interleukin 1 receptor accessory protein like 1. The record is from RefSeq and is a predicted model, not a curated record. NCBI's taxonomy places the organism in Eukaryota, Metazoa, Chordata, Mammalia, Eulipotyphla, Soricidae. The transcript is spliced from 12 exons. Gene Ontology annotation, biological process: signal transduction; negative regulation of exocytosis. Bases 1106 to 3196 code for a protein of 696 amino acids.
CAGUAACACUAUCCUCUUUAUGACUUGCAGCAAACCAGAGAAUGCAUUCAAUCAAAUGAACCGAUCUUGUAGAAACACUGGAAUCAUUUAUGCAUUGCAGUUUCUCUUUCUUGUUUUCGCUCCUUCUUCCCUGGGAUAUUUCGAGUGGAUUGUGGCUAUUAAUCAAGGUCUCCUGCUAUUCGUGAUUUGCUUGUCAUUUUCGCUCAGGAUUAGCAUCAUUCAAGGCAAACGCAAAGCUGCCUUUUUUCCCUCACUCUUUUUUGAAAAAUCAUUUUUUGGGGGCUGCCGAAGAGAGCUAGGACCCAGGAGACACCUUCCCAAACAGCAGGGGUUGUGUGCUUUCACAUAGCAGUACUGUACAAGGAAAACCCCGUCGGAUCUGUUAUUGCGGGAUACUUGUGAAAUAUACAUAGGAUUCUUUCUUAUGGCUGCAUCCCGCAUCUGGAAAUUUUACUUCGGGACCAAAAAGAUCUGAAAGGCUACACGUAUAAAGAAGAUUGCAAGGAAGACUCAGAAUCUUGUCAUAGAGCUAACAGACUUCCUCACUUAUCGGCCUUUUUCCUUCCUUCUUUUUAUUAAAUUUUUUUCUUCCCUCCUUUUUUUGCUCUCUCCUCUCUCAGGCUCUCUUUUUCGAUUUGCCUCUUCUUCUUUUUUUCCCCUAGUCUUCUUCUUUAUUUCUCCCCUGCUCUGCACCUGGAUUGUAUCUUCACCAAACAAUCGGGCACUUUGAGAACUAACUGGAGGCAGUCUUGUAGGGGGAGAGCUGUAUGGAAUUAUCUGCUUUUAUGGUGAACUUGGCAUUUGUGAAUGGGUAUCUUGUUCAUGAUACUAAUUGCUAGCAAAACCAAGAAAAAGAACAUAGGAGUAAAACGUGGAUUUUUCUGAAUACGCAUUGUGAUGACCAUCAAUUACCUUACCGAGUGAUAUCCAGAGAAGAAAAUUUUGGAAGACUGUUGUGGAAACACCACCUGGACCUCAAAUGCACUGCUGCCAAGAAGCCCUUUAACGAUAGCACGGAUGGCAAGGAGAGCCUUUAAAUUGGCCAAAGAGCUUCCUCUGCAGUCAUCCUAUCCAACGUGUGGGACCAGACUUUAAGAACUAGAAGAUGAAAGCUCCGAUUCCACACUUGAUUCUCUUAUAUGCUACUUUCACUCAGAGUUUGAAGGUCGUGACCAAAAGAGGCUCUGCUGAUGGAUGCACCGAUUGGUCUGUUGAUAUCAAGAAAUAUCAAGUUUUGGUGGGAGAGCCUGUUCGAAUCAAAUGUGCACUCUUUUAUGGUUAUAUUAGAGCAAAUUACUCCCUCGCCCAAAGUGCUGGACUCAGUUUGAUGUGGUACAAAAGCUCAAGUCCUGGAGACUUUGAAGAACCAAUAGCUUUUGAUGGAAGCAGAAUGAGCAAGGAGGAAGAUUCCAUUUGGUUCCGGCCAACAUUACUUCAGGACAGUGGUCUUUAUGCCUGCGUUAUCAGAAACUCCACAUACUGUAUGAAAGUAUCCAUCUCACUGACAGUCGGUGAAAAUGAUACUGGACUCUGCUACAAUUCCAAGAUGAAGUACUUUGAUAAAGCUGAACUUAGCAAAAGCAAGGAAAUUUCAUGCCGUGACAUAGAAGAUUUUUUACUACCAAGCAGAGAACCUGAAAUCCUUUGGUAUAAGGAAUGUAGGACAAAAACAUGGCGGCCAAGUAUUGUGUUCAAAAGAGAUACCCUGCUUAUAAAGGAAGUCAGAGAAGAUGACAUUGGCAAUUAUACCUGUGAGUUAAAAUAUGGAGGCUUUGUUGUGAGAAGAACUACUGAAUUAACCGUCACUGCCCCUCUGACUGAUAAGCCACCCAAGCUUUUGUAUCCCAUGGAAAGUAAAAUGACAAUUCAGGAGACUCAGUUGGGCGACUCGGCUAAUCUAACCUGCAGAGCAUUCUUUGGGUACAGUGGAGAUGUCAGCCCUUUAAUUUACUGGAUGAAAGGAGAAAAGUUUAUCGAAGAUCUGGAUGAAACUCGAGUCUGGGAAAGUGAUAUUAGGAUUCUUAAGGAUCAUCUUGGGGAGCAGGAAGUUUCCAUCUCAUUAAUUGUAGACUCUGUAGAAGAAGGCGACUUGGGAAAUUACUCCUGUUAUGUUGAAAAUGGAAAUGGACGUCGACAUGCCAGUGUUCUCCUUCACAAACGGGAGCUGAUGUACACAGUUGAACUUGCUGGAGGGCUUGGUGCUAUCCUUUUGCUGCUCAUCUGUCUGGUGACCAUCUACAAGUGUUAUAAGAUAGAAAUCAUGCUCUUCUAUAGGAAUCAUUUUGGGGCCGAGGAGUUGGACGGAGACAAUAAAGAUUAUGAUGCAUACUUAUCGUACACUAAAGUGGAUCCUGACCAGUGGAACCAAGAGACUGGGGAGGAAGAACGGUUUGCUCUUGAAAUCCUACCUGAUAUGCUAGAAAAGCAUUACGGAUACAAGCUGUUCAUACCAGACAGAGAUUUAAUUCCAACUGGAACAUAUAUCGAAGAUGUGGCGAGGUGUGUAGAUCAAAGCAAACGGCUAAUUAUUGUCAUGACCCCAAACUAUGUAGUCAGAAGGGGCUGGAGCAUCUUUGAGCUGGAGACCAGACUUCGAAACAUGCUUGUGACUGGAGAAAUUAAAGUGAUACUAAUUGAAUGCAGCGAACUCCGAGGAAUUAUGAACUACCAGGAGGUGGAGGCCCUCAAGCACACCAUCAAGCUCCUCACGGUUAUUAAAUGGCAUGGACCAAAAUGCAACAAGUUGAACUCUAAGUUCUGGAAACGUUUACAAUAUGAAAUGCCUUUUAAGAGAAUCGAACCCAUUACACACGAGCAGGCUUUAGAUGUUAGCGAGCAGGGGCCUUUUGGAGAGCUGCAGACUGUCUCGGCCAUUUCCAUGGCUGCGGCCACCUCCACAGCUCUAGCCACUGCCCAUCCAGAUCUCCGUUCCACCUUUCACAACACGUACCACUCACAAAUGCGUCAGAAGCACUACUACCGAAGCUAUGAGUAUGACGUACCUCCUACUGGCACCCUGCCUCUAACCUCCAUAGGAAAUCAACACACCUACUGUAACAUCCCUAUGACACUCAUCAACGGGCAGCGGCCACAGACAAAAUCAAGCAGGGAGCAGAAUCCAGAUGAGGCCCACACAAACAGUGCCAUCCUGCCACUGUUGCCAAGGGAGACCAGUAUAUCCAGUGUGAUUUGGUGACAAAAUCGAGGGACACCCUGUCCCUGAGCAUUUGAGUGGGUCUGCAGUCCAGUGCCUGGAACUAAAUCCUCGACUGCUGCUGUUAAAAACAUGCAUUACAAUCUCUAGAACACGAGGAAAAACAGGGUCUUGUACAUAUGUUUUUUGCAAUUUCUUUGUAGCAUCAGUGUCUUCCUGUUUUACCAUGUCUCUUACCAUCACAUUUUUGACUUUGUUUUAUAUGUCAUUGGAAUUUGUAAAUUUACAUUUUUUUAAAGAAGAGACUUAUGUAUAGAUAGAAAACCCUUUUUUGCUUCGUUAGUUUACUUUUAGAAUGGGUUUUUAUUUCCUUUUCUUGAUUUUCUUUUGCUUUUAACAUUUCCUUGGGGUGCUUGGACAAAUCUAUCCACUGGGACAAGGAGCACCGGAUCCUCUCUUUGGUUCUGCCUAGAAUCAGCAGGGCCACUUGGGCCUUCAGAAUGCAGUGCAACGAACGCCAGGAUUGCCAUUUGUGGGGAAAAAAAAGAAGAACACUUGUUUAUAGGAGGGCCCUGCCAAUCAGAGCCCUGAAUCUCUUCCUUGUCCCGCCUCAUUCCCCACCACUAUCUUUCUAAUGGUGGCAUGAUGUGUAAACUCUGAGGAGGGGUGGGGGUGGGCCUAACUGUCUUAACAUUUAAUUCACUGCUCGUCAGAAUACACUCCAGACCCAAAAGUGUGCUAGCCACUUGACUGUGAUCAAUGCCUAGUGCUAAGACGAGAAGAUCAAGGGCACGAAAAUGGGGGGAGAGAGUGUUGUUUCCGUUUGUUAAAUGAGUUGAUGUACCCUUAUAUAAAUAUAUAUAUAUAUAAACACACAACAAAACAAAAUAAACAAAAAAAACACAAAAAAUCCACAAAAACAACAAAAAAAAUCAAACCCUAUAUUUGACCACUUCCUGGAAAGGCAUGAAUGUGUUUGUGACUGUUUUUGUUUAAUAUUCUACUUCCUCUUUUCCCUCUAUAAUUUUACUGCAAAUGAGAUUAUGUGCAAAUGCCAGGCAAGUUAUCUCAGAAGGGUGAAUCAACACAAGUCUAAUGAAAUUUACAUUGAAGGCUUCCAAACCAAAGGGAAGGACAGGAUGUGUCAUCAAAUAUGUUUUGUCACUUUGUAUUAUACAAAAUGUUAUUUUCUAAAGAGUCAGAAAAAAUCUGUGAAACUUAUUAUGGGGUCCCUUGUAUUUAAGUGUGAAUUCACUGUAUUUACUUUUCACUGCUACAUUCAGAAUCAAGUGUUUGGUUUCAAUUUGUGAAAAUAUGCAAAACUUGUUAAUAGCAGAGUGUUUAUAUAAAAACUCAGAAGGUCGAACAUAAGCAUACCAACAGAAAUCAGUACUUCAAAGUGAACAUUAUUUAUAAAAAUAGUUUUUAAAUUAGAAGAGAAGGUGUUUCAAAUAAUUUUACUGUAUAAAGAAUUACUUUUCUUUUAACUGUAUAAUUGUAUCUUUCAGAAACAGAAAGCUGAUGCUCCCAGGAAAUACAUUCCUUACCAUUAACUUUAUGUUUGAAAUCAGUGACAUGAGCAGUUAAUAUAUAUUCAUAUUGAAGAUGAUGCAAAGUUAACCACAAAGGAACUUGCAGUGGGCAUAACUGUUAAAAUAUUACCUAAGUAGCUUUUAGUUAAAAAAUAUCAAUGUGAUUUAAAAAAAACACUGAUAAUAGAACUUCUACAUUGCUUUAGUGAUUCAUUGUAGGAACUUCCAUUCCAGUCAUUGUCUGUGGGCUCGUGUAGUGACUAUUGUAUGUUUGGUUUAUUCCUACCACCAAAUAAUGAGUAAACAAUUCUACAGUUUUGGUCACAAUACUAAGGUGUGAGUUGGCCACAAAAAAAAACCCAAAAAAACAAAAAAACACAAAAACACAAAAAAACCUACAACUUCAAGAGAGUUCACUGGGAGGGUAAAAUUGAAUUACAAAUGUAUGAGAGAUGAGUUUUAACAAUUUUGUAACAAUGCAAAGGUCUAAGUAUUUCUGUGACAAAGUAAAGGAGCCUUGGGAUGUGCAUUGAUUUUUAUUUGCUUAAAAAUGUUGAUUUCCCUGACAAUUCACCUGGGUCCUUCUCUGCAAUCUGUUCUUUAUUCCCGUGCUCCCCUUGGACCUGUGUCACUUUUUCACAAACCAGAACUGAAGCUUCAAGGACACAUAAACAUUAAUGUCAGCUUUGCACAACCAGUUAUUUUCAGAAUUCGAGAAGGCCAUUGUUUACUUUGUUCUAUGGACAUCUGUCAGGGACUGGUGGCAGUGAACCUCAUUGGACUGGAUUCCAGAUUCCCACAGUGCUCAGAAAACUGUAAACAUGGCAAUGGCCUGGUUUAUUUCUUUUUUUUUAAUUCUUUAAGUGCACGAUGGAAGUGUGGAAUAAAUGUAGAGGAAGUAAUCAGACCACAGUCAUAUUUUAGGCAUCCAUAGGUGUUAAUUUAGCUGCAUUGGGAGUACAUUAUUUGUUCUAUUUUUAGUGUAGAUUUAAGCACUUUGAACAGCAUGAUUCAGGGAUUGAUGGGUAAUAUUUGAUAUUCUCACAACUUAAGAAACGUUUUUAGUUUCCGCUAAUGCUUUGUCAUAUUUUAAAGAAAUGAAAUAAAUGGAGAAGCUAUCUACGCUUUAGAAACAUCCCUCCCAAGUAUUCCUCUCUCAGCUCCAUGUGAGAAAAAAAUGAAGGAAACUAUCAUGUGCUCACGUGCUCUGUGUUUAACAAAGGUUAUGUUAGAAUUCACAAUAAAAGAGAAAAAUAUUUCCCUAAUGCUUAGGUUUCAUCUCU